Molecule: messenger RNA, 618 nt
Organism: Ananas comosus (pineapple)
Lineage: Eukaryota; Viridiplantae; Streptophyta; Magnoliopsida; Poales; Bromeliaceae
Exons: 1
Coding region: 1-618 (205 amino acids)
Source: RefSeq, a predicted model, not a curated record
AUGCCGGCCCUCUCUGCUGAUAGCCGCGGACAGUUAUCGAUGCUUAAAGACUUGCUUCGAGGCCACCGCCCAAGCGACAGAUCGGACUCGAUCAGAUGGCGAUGGACCUCUGACCAACUAUUCACUGUCAAAUCCCUUUACCAGCUCAUCACGGAUGCUGGACUACGUGUCUCGAUGAAUCAACACAUUUGGAAUCUAAAAAUUCCUGUUAAAAUUAAAGUCUUCAUUUGGCUGCUUCUUCGAAAGAGAUUACCCACUGCUGACAUAUUGCUUAUCCGAGGCAUGCACGUAAACCAGAACUGUGCUUUCUGCGCGAUCCUCACGGAAAGCUGCGACCAUAUUUUCAACGAUUGCGUGUACGUUCGAUUCCUUCUUCUCAAUAUAGGAGGAUCGGACACAACUGAUGUCAGCACAGGCGAUGUUCGAGAUCACUGGGCCGAAACUACUGAAAUCCUUGCUGACUCGUCGAGAAAACAAGGCUUGAUCCUCCUGGCUGCAACUUGGUGGGUAAUCUGGACAGAUAGAAACAACUCUGUUUUCAGAGGAAACCCGCCCAAUGUCACCUGGUCUCUUGAACGUGUCAAACAACUAAUCAGCAAUUGGACCACAAUGCUCUGA